Molecule: messenger RNA, 1366 nt
Organism: Sclerotinia trifoliorum
Lineage: Eukaryota; Fungi; Ascomycota; Leotiomycetes; Helotiales; Sclerotiniaceae
Source: the annotation of a GenBank genome assembly
AUUUGGUCCAUCUUCGUAAUUCAUUGCAGAGACUGAAUGGGUGAAAUUGUUUGGGGUGAGUAGUGAGCGGUAAUGACGCUACAAUACCUUUGGUUAGCUCUAAGCACAUGCGAUGUACCAAGAUACAUCACAUAACAAACACUCCGGAGGUUAAUUGCCCUAUCUAGUUGAGUCAGAAGGGCAAUAUAGCCAGUCAACUGCCCCGUGCCGGAAGGAGAAGGGAGGAGGUAGCGAGGAAAAGCGGACACUUUAGGAAAAGAUGAAGGAAGAGGAGCAUAGGCAUGGUGAAAAAGCGUCGAGAAAAGUGAAGAUUUAGAAUGCAAUGUCGCAUAUGCCAUAUAUAAGGUGUCUUUCUUCAUGUUAGGUGCAGGUCAAAAUUAUGAAAUAAUGAAAUAGCUUUCUUUUUCUAUCUGAGAUGACAAAACUCCGUCAAAAUUUCAAACACAUGCAGUGGCUCACCUUUUCGGUGGUCAGUAAUAGCUUCUGGCAAUAUUAAGCUCCACCUUCAAAUCAUGUUCGAAAAUGCAAUAAAAAAAGUAUGAUAUGUUGAAUUGCGGCUGUGAAAUAGUUAUAAGACCUUACAAUGGGAAUAUCAUGGACUCGACUCUAAAGCGUGACCGUGACCGUUUCACCGUGUUUGACGUAACAUAAGGCUGAUAAACGAAGAUCCAAAUACAGCAACGCAUCACCUUCCACGUGCAUUAAGCUUGAUUAACGACAAACUACCAGGAAAUGAUGCUGUAGCAGGUAGUACUAUUGCCGUCGUAUUAAGCAUGUCGCAUUAUACCGGUUACAAGAUCAAUCUAGAUCUCUCCCAGGGCUUGUACAUCUUCGAGGGCUCAAAAAGAUGGUUGCGAUGGUUGAGAUGGUGGUGGCAUUGCGAGCCUGGAAUGGAAGAACUUCCACUUGCUCAAAAGAUAUUUAGGGCAAAUAUUUGACUCUUACCUGAUAUUAGUGCUAAUACAUCGUACAGAGUUGAUCUCGAGUAUUCCCUUCAUAUGGGCUCCUCCUUCAGACACACGGCUCAAGAUAUUGAAAGCAACAAUUCUUGUUGUAUCAGGGAAACUGUCAAUUCACAUUUCUACCGAAGGCAGGUAGCUUUCUAGUGCUCGGGUACUUACAACUCAGCACGAACGUCCAUUAUCGAACGUGGUCCGCCCUCAGAUGGUCAAAAGCUGUACAAUACGCUUCUUUUACCUGGAUACCAUCUCAUUUCCAUGUGUUUUAUUGAGGUUUUUCGUCCUAAUAAUCUCCUUGAGGAUGUCAUUCACCUAGGUCUGACAUCAUUCGUGACAACGUCUGUCGGUGGAUUGAUGGCAAAGUGCCAGAUAAUCCGCUUCUAUCUGGGUUAACCAAAUCUCUUGCG